Arabidopsis lyrata subsp. lyrata is the source of this 501-nucleotide messenger RNA. RefSeq lists its product as uncharacterized. The annotation marks the transcript as partial. The record is from RefSeq and is a predicted model, not a curated record. The transcript has 2 exons. NCBI's taxonomy places the organism in Eukaryota, Viridiplantae, Streptophyta, Magnoliopsida, Brassicales, Brassicaceae.
AGCCCACAAGGUCAGUUUUGUUUAUCUCAACAAUUUUCUCUAAGUGCUUUUUGGAUAAAUUACACGACUAGAUCUUUUAACACGUUCUCUCAUGUGAGUGCGAAGGAUCACAAAGCCCAGGAGGCUUUCGUCAGAUACUACUCAUCAUGCCAUUUAUUAAUUAUUGUAAUGGAUAAAAGAUCUAUAAGACAUGAUCUCUAAUUGCCACUUAGAUUAAAUACUUGCAUACAUACCAACUUAUGAUCUAUCUUAACUAGAAUUUGUCACGAUUUGGUAGGCUUCACUUCACACCAAAAAAAGACAAUCCUAACUUGACUUGUAUAGUAUACAAAUCCAUAGAACUUUACUGUAAAAGAAGCAGUCAUGUAUCUUAGACUGAUGAGUAAGAUGUACCUAAUUGUGACAUUGAUGGUUGAGAUUUUCCGCUCACCUGCAAUAAUGGAAGCUGUUUCCCAUCUUUAACUUCUUCCAAGAGUGCCUAAUCUUGAACCGCGUGUCAUU